AUGUUCAUUGAAAAGUCUCUCACUAGACUCAAGCCCGAGGACCGUACUCUCCCUCAAAUCCUUCGACUUCGCGAGCUGCUCGGCAGAGGUAUUGCUGUGCACCAUGGUGGUCUUCUACCUAUAAUGAAGGAGAUUGUUGAAAUUUUGUUUGCAAAGUCCCUGGUCAAGGUUCUGUUUGCCACAGAGACUUUUGCGAUGGGUCUCAACCUCCCCACCCGGACAGUAGUCUUCUCUGGAUUCCGCAAACACGAUGGCAAGGGGUUCCGGGAUCUUUUACCCGGUGAAUAUACGCAAAUGGCAGGACGUGCCGGACGCAGAGGUCUCGAUACUGUGGGCUAUGUGAUAAUCACAAACAAUGCCGGAAGAGACGAUGCGCCCCCUGCCGGUGCGCUGAAAAAGAUGAUUCUUGGAGAUCCUACCAAGCUCAGAUCUCAAUUUCGACUCACGUACAACAUGAUCCUCAAUCUGCUGCGUGUUGAAGCGCUUAAGAUUGAAGAGAUGAUCAAGCGAAGUUUCAGUGAAAAUGCCACACAGGCUCUGCUUCCUGAGCAUGAGAAGCAAGUUCAGCUCUCCGAGGCUAGCUUGGAGAAAAUCAAGCGAGAGUCCUGCGAAGUUUGCGACAUAGACCUGGCAGCGUGCCAUGAUGCUGCGAUGGAAUAUGAGCGACUCACAAGCGAAUUGCACACUGGACUUUUGGCAUCGCCGAUUGGAAAGCGCCAGUUUCCACAGAAGAAGCUGGUCGUAUACAGAAAGGACGGAUUACGAACCGCUGGAAUUAUCGUUAGAGACGGAACUACCAACGGAGCUGUGCCGUGUAUCCAAGUACUUGAGAUUGGCACAAUCGGUAAUAAGCGACAUCCUGGGGACAUCCUUCCAUUCCUGCCUAAAUUUCGAUCAUUACUGCAACCGCUACCCUCGAAUGCUGCCUCGAUGUCUCUGAAAGUGUACAAGAUCCCGGUUGUCGACCUCGAAUGCGUUACGAACACGCAAGUCAAGGCCGGGGGACCCGCCUGGUACUUGAAUAUCAAGAAAGAAGCCAAAAAGUUUGCGGAGAAGGAGUUGGUCAAGUACACGUCCUCAUGGGUUGAUGACAGGUGGGAUGAACUCGACUGGUCGCGAGUCAAGGAGCUUCAAGUGCGGGAUAUUCUGGAUAAACGAAAGGCCCAGGCACAGAUUGCACAAUCCUGCCAUUGCCUGCAGUGCCCUAACUUCUUGAAACACUUUGAAAUGCAACACGACGAAUGGCAAGUCAAAGAGAAUAUCUCGCAACUGAAACAACUUAUGUCGGACCAGAACCUCCAGCUGCUCCCCGAUUAUGAACAGCGUAUCCAGGUUCUCAAGGAGCUUGGGUUUGUCGACGAUCAAGCCCGUGUCCAACUGAAAGGUAAGGUGGCAUGCGAAAUCCACUCUGCGGACGAGUUGGUCCUGACAGAGCUGAUCCUCGAAAAUGUUCUCGCUGAGUAUGAGCCGGAAGAGAUUGUCGCUCUUCUGUCAGCAUUUGUCUUCCAAGAGAAGACCCAAAGCACACCUACUCUCACACCCCGACUGGAGAAGGGCCAGGCGGCUAUUAUCCGUAUUUCCGAGAAGGUAAAUGACUUCCAGGUUCUACACCAGGUCAUCCAAUCCAGCGAAGACUCCAAUGACUUUGCAAGCGAGCCUCGAUUUGGCCUGGCCGAAGUGGUUUACGAAUGGGCCAAGGGAAUGUCUUUCAACCGCAUCACCGAUUUGACUGAUGUGAUGGAAGGCACCAUUGUCCGCACCAUCACUCGGCUGGACGAGACAUGUCGCGAGGUGAAGAAUGCAGCAAAACUGGUGGGCGAUCCAUCGCUCUACACCAAAAUGCAGCAAGCGCAGGAGCUGAUCAAGCGCGACGUUAUUUUCGCCGCGUCUUUAUACAUGUAA
Molecule: messenger RNA, 1902 nt
Organism: Penicillium macrosclerotiorum
Lineage: Eukaryota; Fungi; Ascomycota; Eurotiomycetes; Eurotiales; Aspergillaceae
Product: SKI complex RNA helicase subunit SKI2
Exons: 4
Coding region: 1-1902 (633 amino acids)
Biological process (GO): nuclear-transcribed mRNA catabolic process, 3'-5' exonucleolytic nonsense-mediated decay
Cellular component (GO): Ski complex
Molecular function (GO): RNA helicase activity
Source: RefSeq, a predicted model, not a curated record